Molecule: messenger RNA, 602 nt
Organism: Lates calcarifer (barramundi perch)
Lineage: Eukaryota; Metazoa; Chordata; Actinopteri; Centropomidae
Product: gamma-crystallin M2-like
Exons: 3
Coding region: 1-519 (172 amino acids)
Biological process (GO): visual perception; lens development in camera-type eye
Molecular function (GO): structural constituent of eye lens
Source: RefSeq, a predicted model, not a curated record
AUGGGGAAGAUCACAUUUUUUGAGGAGAAGAAUUUCCAGGGCCGCUGCUACAACUGCAGCAGCGACUGUGCUGACCUGCACACAUACUUCAACCGAUGCAACUCCAUCCAGGUGGAGAGCGGUGUGUGGGUGAUCUAUGAGAGACCCAACUUCAAGGGUUUCCAGUACAUCCUCAGCCCUGGGGAGUACGCAGACAACCAGCAGUGGAUGGCCUUCAGCGACAGCGUCAAAUCCUGCCGUGCUGUUUAUGGCAGCGCGUGGAAGCUGAGACUGUACGAGAGGCCAGACUUCGGCGGGCAGAUGGUGGAGUGCUCUGACGACUGUCCUUCAGUGUAUGAUACCUACAAGAUGCGUGAGGCUUACUCCUGCGUGGUGACUGAUGGCGCCUGGGUCUUAUACGACUUCCCCAACUACAAGGGGCAUCAGUACCUCCUGGAGCGAGGCGAGUACAGGCAGCACAAUGACUGGGGGGCGACCUCGCCUGGCAUCGGCUCCUUCCGCAGGAUCACAGAGUUUUAACUCUACCUCAGAUGUAGCCUUAACCAGAAAGUGAUUCAAGACUUUGUCAGAUACCUACACUGACACGACACAAUCAAUAAAUG